ACUGACAAGUGGAAGUGGUUUCAUUAGGACCUGUGAAGUAAAUUAACCUUGCUGGUUUUCACUUGGAAAGGAGAACAACAAUCAAAAACUAGCUUAGCAUAUUUAGCAUACCAAGAAGAUGUCAACCCUGAAAAUUACUUCGAUGCUUUCCAAAUUCCUUACUGCCAGAGGGAAAACGACAAGCAUUGGGAGGCCGAGCCAUCGUGUUUUUGUCACUGCCACUUCUAGACCACUGCAAGACAAAAAGGAUAAACAGACAGCAGAGGCAUGUCAGAGUGUAACAGAGGCAGCAGAAUCAGUUAAAGAUGGUGCAAGAUCAGUGAAGAAAGCUGCUGAAACUGUGACAAAUAUGAGUAAGGAGGUGACAAAAAAAGUAUCUGACACUGCAGAAGCCAUCACAGACAAGGCUGCUUCAAUUAUCAAGGAAAAAGUAGUUGGCAAGUAGAUUGAUGCUUGCUGUCAUGAUCAAGAACACAAAGAGACUAAUAUUUUCAUUUCUAUUAGUUUCUUAAUUCCUUCAACUUUUUGUAACUUGCCUUUUCUCAAGUUGAUAAAUGUUCGAUUUUCUCUGUUU
Messenger RNA from Populus trichocarpa (black cottonwood), 574 nucleotides. RefSeq lists its product as uncharacterized. The coding region runs from base 119 to 445 and encodes 108 amino acids. The transcript is spliced from 3 exons. NCBI's taxonomy places the organism in Eukaryota, Viridiplantae, Streptophyta, Magnoliopsida, Malpighiales, Salicaceae. The record is from RefSeq and is a predicted model, not a curated record.